UCAAUUAAUUGAGUAAACACAGUUAACCAUAAAAGGAUAAAUUCACUAUUUCGGGGCAAAUGCAAUUUGAACUUGCUAUAUUAGUGAAAUUACGCACAACAGUUGGUUAUUCCAGUUUAUUUAAAUUAAAGGACCACCUCUCUCAACAAUAGAAGCGCAAAGAGCGUAUCUGUACGAAGGGCGCAACAAUUUCAGCGGGCAGGGUGCAGUCACGAACAAAAGGCAGGCAGCAAGGAGAAAAGCAAGCAAGCAAACGACGACGGCGUGCAUUUGAGACAGCAAAAAAAUGACAGACGAGUGUAUAACAAAAAACAUUGUUUUGUGCUUUGGAAACGGAAAGAGCAACAACUCUAUUGGUGAUAAGACGGAUGCACAGGGCUGCUCGGAGAACAAUAAAGGCGGUGCAGUUGGUGGUGCAGUCGUUGCGAGCCAUCCACCACAAGCCAAUAAAUAUGUGGCUCGUAUGCCGGUAGAUCGCUAUGCCAGCGAAUAUAAUAUGAAUCACAAGAACCGCGGGAAAGCUUUAAUAUUUAAUCAUGAGUUAUUCGACAUACCUUCCUUGAAGGCCCGCUCCGGCACUAAUGUGGAUUGCGAGGAACUACGCAAAGCGCUGAAGCGCCUGGACUUCGACGUUUCAGUGCACAAGGAUUGCAAGUUUCGCGAGAUUCUGGAGCACAUAGAAAAAGCGGCAUCGCACGAUCACAAUGAUAACGAUUGUAUUGCUAUCGCUAUAUUGUCGCAUGGCGAACACGGCUAUAUCUAUGCCAAGGAUGUUCAAUACAAACUGGACAAUAUUUGGCAUUAUUUUACAGCACACAAUUGUCCGUCGCUGGCCGGUAAACCGAAAAUGUUUUUCAUUCAGGCUUGCCAAGGCGAUCGACUGGAUGCGGGCGUUAUGCUAGAGAAAAAUGUGACUGAAACGGACGGCGAGUCCUCAAUGAGCUAUAAGAUACCUAUACAUGCAGACUUUCUCUUCUCAUACUCCACCAUACCAGGUUAUUAUUCCUGGCGCAAUACCUCUAACGGCUCAUGGUACAUGCAGUCGCUCAUUCAAGAGUUGAACACAAAUGGCAAGAAGUACGAUAUGCUGACGCUGCUCACCUUCGUUAGUCAGCGGGUUGCGGUGGAUUUUGAAUCAAAUGUGCCGUCUACGCCAAUAAUGGAUCGACAGAAGCAAAUUCCAUGCGUCACAUCAAUGCUUACUCGCAUACUGCGCUUUACCGACAAAAAUACCGGUAGUAAAGCUGGUUAAUUUAAUCAUCUUUGUCGAUUAGUGGUAAACCCCCCCUAAAAUAAGAAAACGCCUGAUUCUCAUCGCGCACAGCAAUUCUUUCGACAUUCACAUUGGAUUCCAUUUUACUUUAAGUAUCCAGUUAUAAAUAUUGAUGUAGAUUAUCAUCAACACCUAAUUUUUCAGACUCAUGUACUCGUACUUUAUUGUUGACUUAAUAUGUUUUUGUCAAACAAAAAUUCUUAUUCCUAUACUCAUUUAUAUUUAUGUUUUAUAUAUUAAUAAUUUACUUGCCAAUUGUAUUCACGCUGAAG
Molecule: messenger RNA, 1545 nt
Organism: Scaptodrosophila lebanonensis
Lineage: Eukaryota; Metazoa; Arthropoda; Insecta; Diptera; Drosophilidae
Product: caspase-1
Exons: 3
Coding region: 287-1252 (321 amino acids)
Biological process (GO): apoptotic process; proteolysis
Cellular component (GO): cytoplasm
Source: RefSeq, a predicted model, not a curated record